AUGGAGCCCGGGAAGAGAAGAACAAAAGAUGAUACUUGGAAAGCAGAUGACCUCAGAAAACAUCUUUUGGCUGCACAAUCAGGUAGUCCCAAGGAAGAUAAGAAACACAGAGAAAAGAAGCUGCAUAAGGAGUCAGAAAUGGACCUCCCUGAAUACAGAGAGCCCAAGCACAGGGACCCAGACCGAGACAGCAAGUACAGAGAGAGGCCUGGCGAGAGAGAUGGCCACGUGUCCAGGGAGAACCCUCAUGGGGACAGAGAAAGAGAAAAGCAAAGGGAAAGGAAAAAGUACUCCAGAGACCGGGACAGAGAAAGGCAUAAAGAGAAAUACCGAGAACAGGACACGGAGAAGUCUCACAGUAAAGGAAAAGACAGGGACAAGGGCAGAGACCGCAGAGCUAAGAGGGAGGAGCUCAGGCGGACGGCUGCCUGCCAUGACCCGCUGGGCCGGCCGCUCCUGGACAGAGCAGAACGCGAGACGCGAGCAGUAAGCAGAGUGAGAACGGAAGAGAAGGAGAGGAGAGUUGAAGACCCUGAGAGGGGGCACGAGGAGAGAGAAAGACGGUACAGAGAAAGAAAGCUGCAGUACGGUGACAGUAAAGACAAUCCUCUUAAGUACUGGCUGUAUAAAGAAGAAGGUGAAAGGAGACACAGGAAGCAGAAAGAACCAGAUCGAGAAAGGAAACAUGGAGAAAAAAGCAGCACAAGGGAAAAAAGAGAAAAGUAUCCAAAAGAAAAAAGUAAUUCCUUUUCUGACAAGGAGGGGGAAGAAAGACAGAAGGAAAAACGACACAAGGAAGGUUUUCAGUUCGAUGAAGAGAGGCGCCAGAGUAACACAGCUAAAAAAGAGAGGUUGUCGAGAGAAGACCUUAAGAAAAGAGAGUCCAAGAACAGUGAGCAACGAAACCGGGGUGCAAGUUCAAGGAGAGAUCCCAUUGGCAGCCGGGAAGGAACGUAUGCAGAGAAUUUAGUAAGAAAUAAUGGAAAAGAUAAAGACUCAAGAAGGAAGCACAUCCGGGAAGAGGGUGCCUCCGUGUGGAAGCUGGCUCAGAGGCAUGGGAGAGAAGAAAUGGCGGAAAUUGAAAAGGAAGACAUUGAUUCAGAAAAUGCUGGAGCUGAUGAAUAUACAGCUUGCUUUGAAGAUGAUUUUGAAGAUUACGAAGAUGACUUUGAGGUUUGUGAUGGAGAUGAUGAUAGCUUUAACGAGCUGGAACCAAAAGAGAAAAUCGAAGAGCUUCCUCUGGCCAGAAAGAAGGAGAUACAGGAAAUUCAGAAAGCCAUUAAUGCAGAAAACGAAAGGAUCGGCAAGCUGUCCUGCAGACUGUCUCAGAAGCCAGGUCUGCUGGAGGGUGAGAGGGAUGUGAGGACAGAUGAAAACAGUUCCCCUGCCAGAGCCCCUGUAUGUGGAAUUUUCGUUGAUUUUGCAACAGCCUCACGCCGUCAGAAGAGUCGGACUCAGGCCCUUAAGCAAAAGACACGCAGUACAAAGCUGCUUCGGCUCAUUGACUUAGAUUUUUCAUUCACUUUCUCUCUCUUGGAUCUACCGCCAGUAAAUGAAUAUGACAUGUAUAUCAGAAACUUUGGGAAAAAAAAUACCAAGCAGGCAUAUGUUCAGUACAAUGAAGAUAAUGUUGACAGAGACAUCCAGACUGAAGAGAUAGAGACCAGAGGGGUGUGGACCCAGCAUCCCGGAGAGGGCCCGGCCGUGUCAGGGGGGAGCAGGAGUGGAGAUCCCCGUGAUGUGGCCGCUGCACCGAAGGUCGACACACCCAGGCUGUCCAGCUUCCUCCGGGCGGCGUGCCAGGUGAUUGCGGUUUUGCUUGAAGAGGAUCGUGUGGGAGCCGAACCCAGCUGGGGCCCCGGGACACAGGACAGCACCCUGCAUAUCAGUGACAACUCCUCUCAGCUGAAUACCAGCCUACCAUUCCUUCAGAAUCGAAAAGUGUCGUGCUUAUGUGCCUCUCAGGUGCAGAGACAGACGGUGGUGUCUGUGCACGGGCUGCCUGGAGCCGCGUUCGCCCCUGCGCUGGAUGGCAGAUAUGUGCUGUGCGUCUGGGAUAUCUGGCAGCCUUCGGGGCCUCAGAAGGUCCUGAUAUGUGAGUCGAAGGUCACAUGUUGCUGCUUUAGCCCUUUUAAAGCCUUUUUACUGUUCGCUGGGACAGUGCACGGCUCAGUGGUUGUGUGGGACCUACGAGAAGACUCUAGAAUACAUCAUUAUGUGAAGCUGGGCAGUUGCUUCUGGACCUUCAGGACGGCAACGUUUUCCACUGAUGGUAUCCUGACUUCCGUAAACCACCGCAGUCCUGUUCAAGCCGUAGAACCCAUCUCCACGUCUGUCUACAAAAAACAGAGUUUUGUGCUUUCCCCCUUUUCUACUCAAGAAGAAAUGUCAGGUUUGUCAUUCCACGUUGCUUCCCUGGAUGAAAGUGGGGUUCUCAAUGUGUGGGUGGUUGUUGAAUUACCAAAGGCAGAUAUUGCAGGCUCAGUAAGUGACUUAGGUCUGAUACCUGGAGGGAGGAUAAAGCUGGUGCACAGUGCUGUAAUUCAGCUGAGCGACAGCCUUUCCCAUAAAGGCUGUGAAUUCUGGGGGGCCACACGAACGCUGAAUGUGAAGUUUCUGCCUUCAGACCCUAGUCAUUUCAUUGUUGGCACAGACAUGGGUCUUAUAAGUCAUGGCACCAGACAAGAUUUGAGAGUAUCUCCCAAAUUGUACAAACCCCAGCAACCUGGUAUGAGACCAGUCCAAGUGAAUGUGAUUGAUUUUUCACCAUUUGGAGAACCAAUAUUCUUGGCCGGCUGUUCAGAUGGAAGCAUCAGGUUACACCAGCUGACGUCCGAGUGCCCUCUCCUUCAGUGGGACGGCAGCACCAACGGCCACGCGGUCACAGGCCUCCACUGGUCCUUGACCAGACCUGCCAUGUUUCUGGCCCAGGAUGACACGUCCUGUAUUUAUAUCUGGGAUCUGCUGGAAAGUGAUCUGGGUCCUGUAGCCAAACAGCUCAUCUCCCCAGACAGGCUGGUGGCCAUGACAGUCGUGGGUGAAGCAGAGAAGGCCAGUGGCAGCUUCCUGGCCCUGGUGCUGGCCAGAACCUCUGGCAGCGUGGACGUCCAGUACCUGAAGAGGGCGUGGGCAGCCCCCGUGGGAGACGAGCUGAGGAAGCUGCGGCUACUCUUGCAGGAAGCCCUGUAG
Messenger RNA from Odobenus rosmarus divergens (Pacific walrus), 3189 nucleotides. RefSeq names its product WD repeat domain 60 (gene DYNC2I1). The transcript is spliced from 25 exons. Gene Ontology annotation, molecular function: dynein light chain binding; dynein heavy chain binding. Bases 1 to 3189 code for a protein of 1062 amino acids. Gene Ontology annotation, cellular component: cytoplasmic dynein complex. The record is from RefSeq and is a predicted model, not a curated record. Gene Ontology annotation, biological process: intraciliary transport. Lineage: Eukaryota; Metazoa; Chordata; Mammalia; Carnivora; Odobenidae.